CUAGGUGAACUUGAACAUCUCCACGGGGCCCAGGGGCGGCACAUAAAACGCCGGCAGCACAGGCAGGGCCAGGUUGGGCACACCACACACGGCAGGUGGCGGAUGGUAGUUGUUGUGGGGCGGGGCUGAGCAAAGGAGCGGACCACACAGACAGACAGACAGACAGGGAGAGAGAAGGGGAUGCAUAUGUAUGUGUGGGUAUGUAUUGUCCCCCCUCCCAGCUCCCUCGCUCCCUCCCUCCCUCCCUCUCUGUCUGUGUGUGUGUGCCUACGGAUGGCCUGCGGCCCGGGGAAGGCAUAGUGGUCCUGGGCGGCACCCGUAGUGAAGUUGAUGGCGGCGCCGAACUUGGCGGCCUCCUCCUCCAACAGGGCGGCCUCCACGACUGCACAUAGCACACAAAAAGAGGGGGAGAGAUGUAGUGAGCGAGGGAAUCCCCAAAGCUUUGUGUUCGUCCCUCACAUGCACAAGUGCGUUGUGGUGGACAGAUGGACGUGUCCAUUAGACGCGCCGGUUGGUCGUGGGGGUCCAU
This is a messenger RNA of Vitrella brassicaformis, 529 nucleotides long. The record is from the annotation of a GenBank genome assembly. Lineage: Eukaryota; Vitrellaceae.